UCAGAUGACACUUGAGAGAACUUUGGUCUGUGGUUUGUUUCCUGUUCAGCAGCAGAAUCACUUCACAGACAUUCAACAGCUUCAUGAUGAUUAUUUCUCACCAUCAGAAGCAGGUGGCGCUCUGCUAUGAAUCAGAUCAAGGACAGUGAAGAGGAAGCUCCGCCCUCUAAAACCACUCUGUGUGAGGAACAUGAGGGUCAGAGGAGGAUCCAUCAACAGAGACCAGACUCUGCCAGACCUGGACCUGGACCCAGCUGUGUCUCCAUGUCGAGUGACUGGUCCAUGGAAGAACCUUUGAACUUCAAACAAGAACAAAGGACGAUCCAUCAACAGGGACCAGACUCUGCCAGACCUGGACCUGGACCCAGCUGUGUGUCCAUGAAGAGUGACCAGUCUAUAGAUCGUUAUAUUAACUUCAAGGAUGGACAAAAACAUGGUGAACUGAUAGUUGAUCAGCAGAGGACAGAGGUUCUCAGUGGUCAGUCUGUCCAGCAGCAUGGAGCAGACCUGGACUCCAUAUUUAAGCUGCUGGAGGAGAACAUCAUCUGCUUUGUGAAGAAUGAGCUGAAGAAGAUCCACAAAGUUCUGGAUACAGAUCAUACAGAAGUCUUAGAGAGUCAGAGGGAGGAUGAGGAGCAGAGGAGCAGCAAAGAGGCCUUUCUGAAGAUCACAGAGGACUUCUUAAGGAGGAUGAAGCAGGAGAAGCUAGCUGACAGUAAGAUGACUUUUAAUGUGAAAGGAAGAACAUCUUAUUUUCUCAAGGAUCCACUCACUGAUUCAUUGUUUUGUGUUCUUUCAGAAACCAGAGCUUCAGCUUGUCAACGUGAAUUCAAAUCAAACCUGAAGAAGAAGUUCCAGUGUUUGUUUGAGGGCGUGGCUAAAGCAGGAAACCCCACCCUUCUUAAUGAGAUCUUCACAGAGCUCUACAUCACAGAGGGAGAGACUGGAGAGGUCAAUAAAGAACAUGAGGUCCGACGGAUUGAAAGAGCUUCCUGGAAACCAGACAGACCAGAAACAACCAUCAGACAAGAAGACAUCUUUAAAGCCUCAGCUGGAAGAGACAGACCAAUCAGAAGAGUGAUGACAAAGGGCGUGGCUGGCAUUGGGAAAACAGUGUUAACACAGAAGUUCACUCUGGACUGGGCUGAAGACAAAAGCAACCAGGACAUGCAGUUCAUGUUUCCCUUCACCUUCAGAGAGCUGAAUGUGCUGAAAGAGAAGAAGUUCAGUUUGGUGGAACUUAUCCAUCACUUCUUCACUGAAACCAAAGAAGCAGGAAUCUGCAGGUUUGAAGACUUUAAGGUGGUCUUCAUCUUUGAUGGUCUGGACGAGUGUCGACUUCCUCUGGACUUCCACAACACUGAGAUCCUGACUGAUGUCACAGCGUCCACCUCAGUGGACGUUCUGCUGACAAACCUCAUCAGGGGGAAACUGCUUCCCUCUGCUUGCCUCUGGAUAACCACACGACCUGCAGCAGCCAAUCAGAUCCCUCCUGACUGUGUGGACAUGGUGACAGAGGUCAGAGGGUUCAUGGACCCACAGAAGGAGGACUACUUCAGGAAGAGGUUCAGACAUGAGGAGCAGGCCAGGAGGAUCAUCUCCCACAUCCAGACAUCACAAAGCCUCCACAUCAUGUGCCACAUCCCAGUCUUCUGCUGGAUCACUGCAACAGUUCUGGAGAACAUGCUGAAAACCAGAGAUGGAGGAGAACUGCCCAAGACCCUGACUGAGAUGUACAUCCACUUCCUGGUGGUUCAGUCCAAAGUGAAGAGGGUCAAAUAUGAUGGAGGAGCUGAGACAGAUCCACACUGGAGUCCAGAGAACAGGAAGAUGAUUGAGUCUCUGGGGAAACUGGCUUUUGAGCAGCUGCAGAAAGGAAACCUGAUCUUCUAUGAAUCAGACCUGACAGAGUGUGGCAUCGAUAUCACAGCAGCUUCAGUUUACUCAGGAGUCUUCACUCAGAUCUUUAAAGAGGAGAGAGGCCUGUACCAGGACAAGGUCUUCUGCUUUGUCCAUCUGAGUGUUCACGAGUUUCUGGCUGCUCUUCAUGUUCAUCUGACCUUCAUCACCUCUGGAACAAAUCUGUUGUCAGAAGAACCAACAACGAGCCAGUGGUCCAGACCGUUUAGAAAAAAACGCCAGCGCUCCAUACAAACAAACAAACCUGAACUGAAUCAUCUGCACCAGAGUGCUGUGGACGAGGCCUUACUGAGUCCAAAUGGACACCUGGACUUGUUCCUCCGCUUCCUCCUGGGUCUUUCACUGGAGACCAAUCAGAAGCUCUUAAGAGGUCUAAUGACACAAACAGGAAGUGGUUCACAGACCAAUCAGAAAACAGUUGAGUACAUCAAGAAGAAGAUUGGUGAGAAUCUGUCAGCAGAGAGAAGCAUCAACCUGUUCCACUGUCUGCAUGAACUUAAAGACCAUUCUCUAACUGAAGAGAUCCAAUGGUUCCUGAGUUCAGGACGCCUGUCCACAGAGACACUGUCUCAUGCUCAGUGGUCAGCUCUGGUCUUCAUCUUACUGUCAUCAGGAAAAGAUCUGGAAGAGUUUGACCUGAAGAAAUACUCUGCUUCAGAGGAGGUUCUUCUGAAGCUGCUGCCGGUGGUCAAAGCCUCCAACAAAGCUCUACUGAGUGGCUGUAAUCUCUCAGAGAGAAGCUGUGAAGCUCUGUCCUCAGUCCUCAGCUCUGUGUCCUCUAGUCUGAGACACGUGGACCUGAGUAACAACGAGCUGCAGGAUUCAGGAGUGAAGCUGCUGUGUGAUGGACUGAAGAGUCCUCACUGUUCUCUGGAGACUCUCAGUCUGUCAGGUUGUCUGGUCUCAGAGGAAGGAUGUUCUUCUCUGACCUCAGCUCUGAACUCCAACCCCUCUCAUCUGAGAGAACUGGACCUGAGCUACAAUCAUCCAGGAGACUCAGGAGAGAAGCUGCUGUCUGCUGGACUGAGGAGUCCAAACUGGAGACUGGACACUCUCAGGAUGGACCAUGCUGGAGAGCAGAGGUUAAAACCUGGUCUCAGGAAGUAUUCAUGUGAACUGGAACUGGACACAAACACAAUGAACAGAAACCUCAAACUGUCUGACGACAACAGGAAAGUGACCUGUGUGACAGAAGAUCAGUGGUAUCCUGGUCAUCCAGACAGAUUUGAGUUCUGGUCUCAGCUGCUGUGUAGACCUGGUCUGACUGGUCGCUGUUACUGGGAGGUCGAGUGGAGAGGAACUGUUUAUAUAUCACUGAGUUACAGAGGAAUCAAGAGGAAAGGCAACAGUUCUGACUGUGUGUUUGGACGUAAUGAUCAGUCCUGGAGUCUGAGGUGCUCUGAUGUUCAUGGUUAUUCUGUCUGUCACUGUGGGACACAAAAACCCAUCAUGUCCUCUGUCUCUCACAGAGUAUCAGUGUAUGUGGACUGUCCUGCUGGGACUCUGUCCUUCUACAGUGUCUCCUCUGAGUCACUGAUCCACCUCCACACCUUCAGGACCACAUUCACUGAACUGGUUUAUCCUGGGUUCCGGGUCUGUCGUGGUUCCUCAGUGUCUCUGUGUUCUCUGUACGACAUGAAGAGACAGCAGCUUCAGUGGUGGACGAGGUCUCACUGUUUAUAAUGUGAUGUUAAAGCUCGCCUCAGGUAUUCAUUGGUAUAAAUGCAGGGGGAGGAGCAUUCACAACAUUUAACACCAAAUUAUUUUCACUUUCAUUUAUCAAAAAUAUUCCAUAACACCAUAUAAUGUUUUUAUAUGUUUUUAUAAUACAAUUCUAAGUCUAUACAUUAAAAUGUUGAAUGAUAAACAUAAAUGUCAGAGAACUUACAUAUGUGCUAUAUAAAUAUGAAUAAGUCAUAUUCUAAAGACCACAAGACAAACAUGUUUAACCUUUGUUCAAUACUUCCUACCAAGGUUGAGUGGCUUUUUCAAGAAGUUGUGAAGCUCUGUCCUCACGCUGGUUUUAAAUGUGUCACUUUGUAAUUGAAUAGUCGUGAGUGAAUGUAACUUUUUAAAUAAAAUUCAUGUUUGGCUUA
Molecule: messenger RNA, 4016 nt
Organism: Solea solea (common sole)
Lineage: Eukaryota; Metazoa; Chordata; Actinopteri; Pleuronectiformes; Soleidae
Product: NACHT, LRR and PYD domains-containing protein 3-like
Exons: 10
Coding region: 127-3603 (1158 amino acids)
Molecular function (GO): protein binding
Source: RefSeq, a predicted model, not a curated record